This is a messenger RNA of Psilocybe cubensis, 1419 nucleotides long. RefSeq lists its product as uncharacterized. The record is from RefSeq and is a predicted model, not a curated record. Gene Ontology annotation, cellular component: nucleus; cytosol. Gene Ontology annotation, biological process: glycosaminoglycan biosynthetic process. Gene Ontology annotation, molecular function: NAD binding; UDP-glucose 6-dehydrogenase activity. The transcript is spliced from 8 exons. Lineage: Eukaryota; Fungi; Basidiomycota; Agaricomycetes; Agaricales; Agrocybaceae. The coding region runs from base 1 to 1419 and encodes 472 amino acids.
AUGGCCCCCGUUAAGGUCUCCAAGAUUUGCUGCAUCGGUGCUGGCUACGUCGGUGGUCCCACUUGCGCCGUUAUUGCCCUUAAAUGCCCACAUAUCACCGUCACAAUCGUCGAUCUCAACAAGGCUCGCGUUGAUGCAUGGAACAGUCCUGAUUUUGCCCUGCCCAUUUAUGAGCCAGGUCUGGAGGACGUCGUUCGCCAAGCUCGCGGCCGCAACCUCUUCUUCUCGACAGACGUCGACAAGGCCAUUGAGGAGGCUGACCUGAUCUUUGUCAGUGUCAACACCCCAACGAAGAAGAGCGGCGUAGGAGCUGGGUUCGCCGCUGACCUCAACUAUGUUGAACUUGCCACGCGCCGCAUCGCGACUGUUGCCACUUCAUCCAAAAUUGUGGUGGAGAAAUCGACUGUGCCAUGUCGUACCGCCGAGUCCAUGCGCACUAUUCUCGAGGCCAAUUCUAAACCCAACUGCCGAUUCGACAUCCUCUCCAACCCCGAAUUCCUUGCUGAAGGAACCGCCAUUUCUGACCUUUUCAGCCCUGAUCGCGUCUUGAUCGGCUCCCUCCAGACAGAGGAAGGUAUCAAUGCUUGCGAAAGCUUGAAGCAGGUGUACUCCAACUGGGUUCCUGAAGAGCGGAUCCUCACCGUCGGCUUGUGGUCAUCAGAACUUUCCAAGCUCGCCGCGAACGCCAUGCUCGCCCAGCGUAUCUCCUCCAUCAAUGCCCUGUCCGCUAUCUGCGAAGCCACCGGUGCAAACAUUGAUGAAGUCUCACACGCUAUUGGCUAUGAUUCGCGAAUUGGCCCUAAAUUCCUCAAGGCCAGUGUUGGUUUCGGAGGAUCGUGCUUCCAGAAGGAUAUCCUCAACUUGGUGUAUCUAAGCGAGAGUCUGCACUUGCCCGAGGUCGCUGCGUACUGGCGCCAAGUUGUUGAGAUGAAUGAGUACCAGAAGCGCCGAUUCUCAAAGAGGGUUGUGGACACUCUCUUCAACACUAUCACUGGCAAGCGAAUUGCCGUCCUUGGAUUUGCCUUCAAGGCUGACACCGGCGAUACUCGCGAGUCCGCUGCGAUCACUUUGAUUAAGGACUUCCAGUCGGAGAAAGCUCUGGUCAACGUGUACGACCCCCAAGUGUCUGCUGAUCAGAUCUGGCUUGAUCUCCAGGAAGCCAGCCCACUCUCGACUUUGGAGAGCAUCCAAAAGCAGGUGCAUAUCUGCAAAUCGGCCCUCGAGGCGUGCAAGAACGCCGAGGCUGUCGUCAUCGCCACUGAGUGGAAGGAGUUCAAGGACAUUGACUGGGAGGCUGUCUAUGCCGGCAUGAACAAGCCCGCGUUUGUAUUUGACGGUCGACUGAUCGUGGACGCUGAGAAGCUGAGGAAGAUUGGCUUUACGGUCACUACCAUUGGCAGACCUUCGAGCGUUCUCUAA